CAAGCACACACAGUCCAUCCUGCUGGUGUGGAACAAGAAUCGGGGAACAAAGCAUGGCCUAAAUAUAAAUUCUCGGAGGUCCGUGCAGAUUUCUUGGAUUGGCGAUGGACCCCUCUCCCUGGCGCGCAGAGCGCGCCAGGAGCGGCGCCGGAGGCGCCCCCAGGGGGAUCCAGCGCCGAUCCAAGAAAUCCGCGCGGAGCGCCAACGGUUUCUGCUUUUUUUAUGGUUUGUUUCCCGAGAAGAACGUGUUCACUGGCCACUUGGAUCCAACACUCAAGGGAGCCAUCACCUCGGAAUUCUGGCCGUCCUUCGAGCCCCUCCUGAGACCUCUGGCCAGGCUGAUCAAGGGCGCCUACGGCAUGCGGCAGCCCAUGGUGUGGAAGGCCAUGCUGGCGCGGCUUCCAGCAGGCAAGAGCAUAACGGAGCAUUCGGACGCGAGUCCAGUCUUGAAUUUUCCGCACCGUAUCCAUUGGGUCCUCCACACGAACCGCGACGUCGAGACCAAUUGCGCAGUUGAAGACGGGGACGUGCCGACGCCCAUUCCGGACAUCGGCGAGGGUGACGUGUUCGAGUUGAACAACGUGCACAGGCACAGCGUGCACAACAGGGGGAGCGAGGGGAGAGUUCAUCUCAUCGUGGACGUAUACCCGCACUCUCUCAAGGACGCGGGGGUGGAAUCUUCCGCUGACGGCAUAGAUUUGCUCAGUGAUUCUCCACGCACUGAGCUCUGACGAGCGUGGCCUUAACAUCGCUGGAGAUGGCGGCAUCGCUCUCCCAGAAGA
Molecule: messenger RNA, 782 nt
Organism: Prorocentrum cordatum
Lineage: Eukaryota; Dinophyceae; Prorocentrales; Prorocentraceae
Source: the annotation of a GenBank genome assembly